UCCAGUCAGCCAGCCAAGGCUGGCAGGCAGGGGCCAGGAUUCCAGCCAGCCUGCCAAGGCAGGCAGGCCAGGACCAUGACUCCACUCAGCCAGCCAAGGCAGGCAGGCAGGAGCCAGGACUCCAGCCAGCUAGCCAAGGCAUGCAGGCAGGAGUCAGGGCUCCAGUCAGCCAGCCAUGGCAGGCAGGCAGGAGCCAGGACUCCAGCAAGCCAGGCAAGGCAGGCAGGCAGGGGCCCGGGCUCCAGCCAGCCAGCCAAGGCAGGCAGGCAGGUGCGAGGACUCCAGACAGCCUGCCAAAGCAGGCAGGCAAGGGCCAUGACUCCAGUCAGCCAGCCAAUGCAGGCAAGCAGGAGCCAGGACUCCAGCCAGCUAGCCAAGGCAGGCAGGCAGGAGUCAGGACUCCAGCCAGCUAGCCAAGGCAGGCAGGUAGGAGCCAGGACUCCAGUCAGCAAGCCAAUGCAGGCAGGCAAGGACCAUGACUCCAGUCAGCCAGCCAAUGCAGGCAAGCAGGAGCCAGGACUCCAGCCAGCUAGCAAAGGCAGGCAGGCAGGAGUCAGGACUCCAGUCAGCCAUGAAGGCAGGCAGGCAGGAGUCAGGACUCCACUCAGCCAGCCAAGGCAGGCAGGUAGGAGCCAGGACUCCAGUCAGCAAGUCAAGGCAGGCAGGCAGGAGUCAGGACUCCAGUCAGCCAGCCAUGGCAGGCAGGCAGGAGCCAGGACUCCAGCAAGCCAGCCAAGGCAGGCAGGCAGGGGCCCGGGCUCCAGCCAGCCAGCCAAGGCAGGCAGGCAGUGGCCAGGACUCCAGCCAGCCUGCCAAGGCAGGCAGACCAGGACCAUGACUCCACUCAGCCAGCCAAGGCAGGCAGGCAGGAGCCAGGACUCCAGUCAGCCAGCCAAGGCUGGCAGGCAGGGGCCAGGAUUCCAGCCAGCCUGCCAAGGCAGGCAGGCCAGGACCAUGACUCCACUCAGCCAGCCAAGGCAGGCAGGCAGGAGCCAGGACUCCAGCCAGCUAGCCAAGGCAUGCAGGCAGGAGUCAGGGCUCCAGUCAGCCAGCCAUGGCAGGCAGGCAGGAGCCAGGACUCCAGCAAGCCAGGCAAGGCAGGCAGGCAGGGGCCCGGGCUCCAGCCAGCCAGCCAAGGCAGGCAGGCAGGUGCGAGGACUCCAGACAGCCUGCCAAAGCAGGCAGGCAAGGGCCAUGACUCCAGUCAGCCAGCCAAUGCAGGCAAGCAGGAGCCAGGACUCCAGCCAGCUAGCCAAGGCAGGCAGGCAGGAGUCAGGACUCCAGCCAGCUAGCCAAGGCAGGCAGGUAGGAGCCAGGACUCCAGUCAGCAAGCCAAUGCAGGCAGGCAAGGACCAUGACUCCAGUCAGCCAGCCAAUGCAGGCAAGCAGGAGCCAGGACUCCAGCCAGCUAGCAAAGGCAGGCAGGCAGGAGUCAGGACUCCAGUCAGCCAUGAAGGCAGGCAGGCAGGAGCCAGGACUCCAGCCAGCUAGCCAAGGCAUGCAGGCAGGAGUCAGGGCUCCAGUCAGCCAGCCAUGGCAGGCAGGCAGGAGCCAGGACUCCAGCAAGCCAGGCAAGGCAGGCAGGCAGGGGCCCGGGCUCCAGCCAGCCAGCCAAGGCAGGCAGGCAGGUGCGAGGACUCCAGACAGCCUGCCAAAGCAGGCAGGCAAGGACCAUGACUCCAGUCAGCCAG
Molecule: messenger RNA, 1691 nt
Organism: Lagopus muta (rock ptarmigan)
Lineage: Eukaryota; Metazoa; Chordata; Aves; Galliformes; Phasianidae
Product: mucin-1-like
Exons: 2
Coding region: 76-1491 (471 amino acids)
Source: RefSeq, a predicted model, not a curated record